AUGAAGGAAGAAUCGAUAGAGUUCGAUCCCUCCACAACCGACAAGCGAGACUUCUAUGCCAAUUUUCUAUCCCAAUAUAAGCCUCCCAUAGAAGCAUCUCGUCACUUUGCUUCUAUCCCGUGGACAAACGAGUGGUUGACCAGUCCGGCAUACGACGUUAUCCCAUUCUGGUCGAGGCAUGCAAAAUCCAGUGGGGAAGAUUACUUCUUCGCCAAUACGAUCAAUACGACCAAGACAGUUCCACAUAUGGUCACCCUUCAGCUGAAGGAUUUCAUCACUCCAGAACCAAGUGACGGAGCAUCCGCUACUGGUGCUCCUCGACCAAGCGUCGCCACGGAUAGUACUACUGUCACCCGUCGAGCGCCAGAAAUAGUCUUUCUCCUCCAACUGGGCGAAAGAGGCAUUGACGGCCAUCCAGGUGUUAUUCACGAGGGCAUUACAUGCGCACUUCUCGACGAGACCAUGAGCGUAUUGGUUUCACAACACUUAAGCAACGCUGCCCCUAGACCCAAGGGUCAGAUUUUCACGGCUAACCUAAGUACAAAUUUUCGUGCGCCGGUAGAAACUCCAGCGACCGUGAUUAUCAAGUGCUGGCUCAUCAGAAGGGACACAAGGAAGUGGUUGACCAAGGGCCAGAUUGAGGAUUCGAAUGGUCGAGUCCUCGCUGAGGCCAACGCCAUAUGGGUGGUUACGCAGAAGAGCAAGAUGUGA
Messenger RNA from Exophiala aquamarina CBS 119918, 711 nucleotides. RefSeq lists its product as uncharacterized. The coding region runs from base 1 to 711 and encodes 236 amino acids. The record is from RefSeq and is a predicted model, not a curated record. The transcript has a single exon. Lineage: Eukaryota; Fungi; Ascomycota; Eurotiomycetes; Chaetothyriales; Herpotrichiellaceae.